This is a messenger RNA of Ochlerotatus camptorhynchus, 685 nucleotides long. Its product is annotated as tektin-1-like. NCBI's taxonomy places the organism in Eukaryota, Metazoa, Arthropoda, Insecta, Diptera, Culicidae. The transcript has 2 exons. Gene Ontology annotation, cellular component: microtubule cytoskeleton; nucleus. Gene Ontology annotation, biological process: cilium assembly; cilium movement involved in cell motility. The record is from RefSeq and is a predicted model, not a curated record. Bases 1 to 672 code for a protein of 223 amino acids.
AUGGUGGCUCGAUUGGUGGUUCGUCGUCUCAAACGUCAGUUCGAUCCGCAUCAGAGCGAAAAAGCUGGCAGUGUUGCGAGAUUUUCCUCCGGCAACAACACCGAUCCGGAGUGGAUCGAGAAGACCAACACCAACAUCGAGAGCACUCCCAAGAAAAUCAACUCGGCCCAAACGCUUCGCUCCUACAUCGAUCAGGUGCUCAAACAGGCCGCCGAAGACAUUCGCCAUCAGGUGGAACGAACCAAUGCAGCUUACAGCAAACGAAUCGCCGAAGUCCGGUACACCAAAAUCAAGCUGGAGAACGUACACAAGGAAACUGUCCACCAGGUUAACGAGCUGACGCGUACUGACACCAAGUUGGAGAAGGAGAUUGCCGAGAAAGAGGGUUACGUCUCCCUAGCACAGGUGCGCAUGGCGAACCGAGCCCAUCGGCCCGGGAUUGAACUAUGCAAGGAUAACGUUUACAAUAGCCUGAAAAAGGAGUUGGCGGCGCUGCGGGAAACAGUCUCCAAGCUGGAUCAGAUGUUGGUGCAGUCCAGGGUCACGCUGAGAUAUCUGCUCAAUACGCAGGUGAUGCAAGAAGAGGAGAUCAAUUUGAAAACGAACUCGCUGAAGAUCGACGAAGUGGACUGUAUGACACUGAGAGAGAGUUUGAAUUUUCAGAAUUUCUAGUUUUCCGGAAGUA